AUGGGCAAUUUGAUAACAUUGGAUUACUUGGAUCUUUCACACAACAAUCUAUCUGGACAGAUACCUAAGUCUCUUGAGGCACUUUCACAUAUCCAAUACAUGAAUUUCUCUUGCAAUAAAUUGGCUGGGGAGAUUCCAAAUGAAGGGCCGUUCAUGAACCUCACAUCACAGUCUUUCAUGGAGAAUGAAGCGCUUUGUGGGAAUCCUAUUUUGAAAGUGCCACCAUGUGCAAGCAAUAGUUCCAAGAAGUCGAUGAUUAAAAUUAAUCUUCGAUACAUUCUUCUUGUCAUUGCAAUGAUGCUAAUCUUUUCUAUUGGUGUGUAUAUUGUGAAAAGAAAUCAUGGAAACAAUGUACAAAGUCAAAAUUUGAUAGAUUUAUAUGCAACAACGGAGCACAGAACGAUUUCAUAUCUGGAGCUUCGACGAGCCACAAAUGACUUAUGCGAAGCCAACUUGCUUGGAGUAGGAAGCUAUGGCUCGGUAUACAAGGUGUACUUUCAGAUGGGACAAUUGUUGCCGUUAAGGUUUUAA
Molecule: messenger RNA, 531 nt
Organism: Camellia sinensis
Lineage: Eukaryota; Viridiplantae; Streptophyta; Magnoliopsida; Ericales; Theaceae
Source: RefSeq, a predicted model, not a curated record